GUUUAUUGAUCGUUUUUGCAUUUCAAGUUCUGUGAUUUACUACCCGACUUGCUAUCACUCACAUCUACACCAACAACAACAACUAACAUGGCGGCUAAGAACCCUGAUUCCCUCAUCGGCCAGGGGCCCUUCCACGCUCGCGUCAACCCAGCUCACCCUGCAGUAAACAAGUGGCACAAGCCAGGUAAUGAGCAGGGCAACGAUGCCGCACCAGAGUACCACGCCGAGACCUUCCCACCAGGAACUGCACCCGCCGAGGAUACGUUCUACCCGAACCCCGAGAGCAACUAUACAACUGAGGCCUUAAACAUGCCUGCUCUAGACAUGCCGGGCUCAACAUCAAAAGACAUAUACAAUUCCAUUGACACUGUUCACGGCAGACCACUGAUCGGUCAAGAGAACCGUGAAAUCAGAGGAGUCCAUCCGAGAAAGAGAAAGAAGGAGCGCAGUGGUCUGGAGGGCGUCGGUACCAGCACAGCAUACUCUGUGUUUGACAAGGUUAGGGACACGGUUGCUGAUAAGCCCAACGUCGAAAAGGGCCAGAGGGGAUAUUCCGGGAGACGAGAGGGCGGGUUGGCUGCUGAUGGAGCGGAGUCUCUGCCGCCUGUCAAGGCAGAUGAACGGGCUGUCCGAGAAGGUCCUCAUAAGACCACUGCUUGAUGUUAGGCCGGUAGUACUAGCACGUAAUAAGAUGCUUUCUUUGUGCAUUCUGUCCCAAUUGAGUUAUCUCGCUAGUUUAGCGUACGUAGCUAGCAACACCUCC
Fusarium verticillioides 7600 is the source of this 763-nucleotide messenger RNA. RefSeq lists its product as hypothetical. Lineage: Eukaryota; Fungi; Ascomycota; Sordariomycetes; Hypocreales; Nectriaceae. The record is from RefSeq and is a predicted model, not a curated record. Bases 88 to 660 code for a protein of 190 amino acids. The transcript has 2 exons.